AUGUGUGAAGUGAUCGGAUCAGAUUCGGCUCUCCUCGGGGUCACGUCGGGUCCACUUCGGGAGGGACGCGCGCGCGUGAAAGGACACGCGGCUGAGGCGAAGGCGCGGAGGAAGCGCAGCUGGAUUGUCCCGGGAACACUUUGGUGUGGAGUGAGCAGUAAAGCAUCCACUUAUGAAGAGUUAGGGAUGUUUGAGAACACGGACAGAUGCUGCCGUGAGCACGACCACUGUCUGCACGUCAUCCCGUCUUUCACCGUCAACUACGGAGUCUUCAAUUCACACUUCUACACCCUCUCACACUGUGACUGCGACCAAAGGUUUCGUCAGUGUCUUCUCGGCGCCAACGACACCGUCUCCAGCAUGGUGGGCUACAGCUUCUUCAACAUCCUGCGCGUUCCGUGCUUUGAGCUCAAGCAGAAGAUGCAAUGCACCAGGAUGCACUGGUGGGGAAUGUGCAAAGUAUCCAAAGAGGCUCCAUAUGCCGUCCUCAGAACCCCCCUCCCAUACAACACCUCCAACGCUACAAGCAAAUAUGGAGAAGACGACGACGGCAGUGAGGAGACGAGGGCGGUGAUCGGCUCACCACGAAAACCCCCAAAGAAUAAGCACAGAUGUAGAUCCAGAGAUCCACCGAGAGGAGACACCUUUUACCCCAGGGCGAGUGGAAAAGGUUGUAAGAAACUGUCUUCACAAAAGCCACAGACAUCAAGGACAAACACCACGACUGCUCCAAUGACGACGCGUCUUUUCGUGGUCGCAUUGACGCCAAGAGACAAAAGAGUCGAAAGAAAGAGGAGCGACAGGAAAGACCAGGCUCCUCCACACGUGUCCACAGCAACACAGAGCAUCCUGUCCUCAACGACAACCAAAACCACAACAAAUAACCACAAACAGCCUCCGAAGCAGAGUCGCUGCUGUGAAUCCAGGACACCGUGCAAAAAUAGUCUGGGACAAGAAACGACGACUGUUCCCACAGCUACACACGGACCUUCAGUGAGAGUCACGACACUCUGGACGACGCAGAUCAAAACCAAACAAGAGCGCCGGAAAACACUCUGGAACACUGAUGCAUUUACGAAAGCGCGACCAAAGACCACGAGCACUCUCCACGAAGACCGCAAACCACAGCAGCAGAUGGACUCGGGUCCGCGGGGGAACGACACGCGUCAGACGCUCCAGGGAAGAACAACUGCACAAAGUGACCACGUGAGAAAGAGAUUAAAACAAAAUAAUGACACAAUUCCAGAUUAUCAGCUUCUGUGUGGAAGCCUCAAACAUCUGGACGAAUGUAGAUUCCAAAUCCGUCCUCUGGAGAAGAAGUACGAUCUACAGAACGAGGAGUCAAAGACCGUGUACCACUGUGACUGUACCACACGCUUGGCUGCGAGCGUCAGACGCUUCAAGCGACCCAGCGUCGUCCCCGCACUGCUGGCGGAUUUCGUCUCUCAACGCUGCUUCAAAGUGCCGAAAAAGAAGAAAUGCCAGCGCAGAAAAAGAUGUUCCGGAGGCUUCAGCAAAGCCUCUGACCUACUUAGAGCGCUAAAGAAGACGGAGGAGCAGCACUCAGGCCACGACGCAAGGAAAAGGGCGAUUCCUGUUCGCCUUUAUAAACGAUGCCUGAAGCUGGAAAGAGAAGCUGAAACCGCCGUGGCGCAGCAAAAACAUGAUUAUUACAGAUAAAAGGACUCGUUCACACGUAGCUGGGUAUUAAUACAAAUGUUUUUGAUGUCUUCUAGACUUUUGAAAACUCCGGCUAAAGUUGAAUAAGUCCCAACUUCCUCAACGCAGACGCACAGAUUGCCCACUCGAUCAUCAUAUUAGAGAGAACUCAGCUAUUAAACGCACAGCAUCAAUGAUUUGUUAUCUUUGUGACUCAAAUUUAAUGUAUUUAUAAAUAUAUACCAAGUCUGUAACCAAUAAAAUUGCACUCAAAAAGGUCAAAAUCGUUUAUUUGAAUAUCUAAAGUACUAGUAAUAUGUAAAUACGUUCAGAAAAGUGCAUUUCUGACGCUCGUCAGGUGUGAACCUCAGUUGCCCUCUCGUGAACUUUCAUGUCUUGCUCUG
This is a messenger RNA of Solea senegalensis (Senegalese sole), 2063 nucleotides long. Its product is annotated as group 3 secretory phospholipase A2-like. Gene Ontology annotation, biological process: phospholipid metabolic process; arachidonate secretion. Bases 1 to 1680 code for a protein of 559 amino acids. Lineage: Eukaryota; Metazoa; Chordata; Actinopteri; Pleuronectiformes; Soleidae. The transcript is spliced from 7 exons. Gene Ontology annotation, molecular function: A2-type glycerophospholipase activity. The record is from RefSeq and is a predicted model, not a curated record.